This is a messenger RNA of Coregonus clupeaformis (lake whitefish), 1429 nucleotides long. RefSeq names its product CDC42 small effector protein 1. Gene Ontology annotation, cellular component: plasma membrane. The transcript has 5 exons. Gene Ontology annotation, molecular function: small GTPase binding. NCBI's taxonomy places the organism in Eukaryota, Metazoa, Chordata, Actinopteri, Salmoniformes, Salmonidae. Gene Ontology annotation, biological process: regulation of Rho protein signal transduction. The record is from RefSeq and is a predicted model, not a curated record. Bases 414 to 641 code for a protein of 75 amino acids.
AGGAGGAGUAUUGCCUACUGCAGAACAUAGGAGACGUUUUACUUUACCACAUCUCGACUCGUGAGCUGACCGUUUUACAGAUAUCAUGUUCGUUUGAGGGAGAAAACGGAUUCCACACUGCUUUUACGGCCCUACAGUACCUGAGGCAGUGGAAAUCUGGGGAGACGAGCAUCCACAGGAGAUGAAAAGGUGACAUUCUAAACGUUCAGAGAAAGUAAUAGAACCGGACUUGGCACUGAGCCUUGGGGGACACCCAUCCUUUUUGUUGGUACUGAACUAGUUGCUGCAACGCCCUCACCAUUGCCCCCCAAGCGGCGUUCUUGUUCUCCACUACAUUCUCCGCUGCCUGCAGGGCAUCCAGAGAGAACCAGGGCCUCCGGACUCGUUCCGAGCUCAGCAGCAGCACAGCAGGGAUGAGCGAGUUCUGGCACAAGAUUGGCUGCUGCGUGGUGGCCAAACCUCCACCGAGAAAGAGGCGGAGGAAAAUCGACCGCAGCAUGAUCGGCGAGCCCACAAACUUUGUCCACCUGACACACAUUGGCUCUGGGGAGAUGGCAGCGGGCCGGGCCCCGUCAGGGCCGGUUCAGGAACAGAUGAGGUCAAAGGGACCCAGUGCCAACGGCCGCAAGAGCAUGUUAUAGCUGCUGCCUACCAAAACUAACCACCUUCACUUCUCUCUGUAGGCAUGGAGGACCAUUUCCAUCACCCUCUAUGCGCCCCCUCUCAUCCCAUCCCAAAUCAAAAGCAGCCACUGCAGCGCAACCUGUUUCCAAUGAAGCACUUGGCAAACCUGAGAGCGUUCCCUAAUAGAGAGCAGAGAGGCUCUUCGUGACGUCUGCAGGAUCCAUUUAGCCAAACAGGACCAUGCCCUUUCUGUGGUUACCACAAUAAUCACCCUGCUCAGAGGAGGAUAGACAGACAUGUUUUUUAUGCUUUUUUAAAAGAAAAGUAUUUGUCUUUGAUGGACUUUGGACUUCCACUGUAUUUCAGCCAACAACGUUUCUGUGUCCAUGCCAGCAAGCGUGUGUGAGAGUGCCGGUGAGAGUGCUUAGCAAAAUGUGUUGACUAACAUGGCUGAUUCCAUUUCAGGAAGUGAAGAUGAUGUUCUCAACGGAUCACCUGAAUGUUGCAAACUAUUGACCUACUGCCAAACAAUUAGUAUACAAAAUAUUUUGCGUAUCUGUCUACUGAAUGAGGAUGCACCUUUAUUUUUCUACAGUGCAUUGUUAAAGAUGUGUGUGUGUGCAAAAUGCUAUGUGAUUUUAUUGCUGUUUAGAUGCCAGUACUGAGUAGUGUUAUUCUGAUUGUGCCAUUUGCCAUAGAACCCCAUUUGGACUGCUAUCCAGUUGCAAGCAUACAGGUAACUGCCAAAAUAAAGGAAACCCCAACAUAAAGCGUCUUAAUAGGGCGUUGGGCCACCACGAGCCAG